AUGGCCGCCAUUCAACACGAAAAUUUUGCGAAAAGAUCGCAAUUCAAUGCCAUCCACCCGCCGGGACGCAUCGGGCAGGCGGGACUGGACAGCAGCGGGACCUCGGGCACCUGCAAUUUUCAUCCACGACAGGUUUCAGCUCCAGACUCGAUACCUGGCGACCCCAUUGAGUCCAUCGAGUCCAUCGCCUUGUAUCACCCCGUCCGCCAUGGACACGUCAUGGACAGCAGGGAGGUCGUUGGAGCCAACGACGCCGCGUCUGCACCCGAGCCCGACCACAACGAGCCCGCGCCCCCCGAGCGCGGAACAUACGUGGGCCGGCCGCCCACAGCGCCUAUCCAAGCUCGUCAUUCCGAUCUAGCAUCGCAGCGGGGCAGACAGGGGCAGGUUGUGGUCGCGGGCAAAGUGUAG
Messenger RNA from Heterobasidion irregulare TC 32-1, 411 nucleotides. RefSeq lists its product as uncharacterized. The record is from RefSeq and is a predicted model, not a curated record. NCBI's taxonomy places the organism in Eukaryota, Fungi, Basidiomycota, Agaricomycetes, Russulales, Bondarzewiaceae. The coding region runs from base 1 to 411 and encodes 136 amino acids. The transcript has 3 exons.